AUGACAAUAUCGUCAGCACAGCCCUGGCAAAGUAUACCUCUGCGGGUCAGUCUGUCCAGCAGCCCGUCUACCAGCAAGCUCCACAAGAGAGGCGAGAGGACACCCCCUUGGGGGCAUCCCCUUGUGGUAGAUACUGUGGACGACUGUCCUCCUAUAGUGGCGAGCCAUGGCCUAGAUGACAGUAGUGAUUUGAUCCAUCUACUGCACACGGUCUACUUUGAGCCAUUACCGGGGUAUUCCCAUCCGGUGCGUAAUGUUUACUUCAGUGUCCAGCGGGGCGAAUGCUUCGGGUUGUUGGGCAAGAAUGGAGCCGGGAAGUCCACAAUCUUCAAGCUGCUCACUGGGCAAUUGCAGCCCGACGUGGGUCAAAUUUACUUCGAGCAACCCGGCAUUUCAUACUGCCCGCAGAGCAACCCGCUGGACCCGCUGCUGACGACGACCGAGUGCAUCCGCUUCUACGGACGCCUGCGGGGCAUUCGCGAUCUGGAUCAAUUUUUGGACCGUGUGCUGGACACGUACGAGCUGCGUCCCUACAAGGAUGUCCAGGUGCGGAACCUGAGUGGCGGCAAUAGGCGCAAGCUAACUGUGGCUGUGACCUGUUGCGGAUGCACGCCCACCGUCCUGAUGGAUGAACCAACGAGCGACAUGGAUCCCGUGACCAGGGACAUGGUGUAUGCCACCAUCGAGCAGCUGCUGCUGGCCCGCAGAGCGGUGGUGCUGACCUCUCAUUCCGUUUCGGAGAUCGAGCAUCUGUGCCAAAGGGUGGCGGUGCUUAGGGCGGGCCAGGUCAUCGCCAGCGAUAGUCCGCAGCGGUUGAAAUCAGAACAUGGUGGUUACUACUCCGUGACCUGCUUCUGCGGCCCCGCCCAACAGGCUAUUCUUUCAAGAAGCUUGAGUCAACGAUUGCCGGGAGCCCGGGACUUGCAGCACUAUGCCCACAGCUUGCGGUUCCUCGUCAGGAUCCGUUCGCCUGGCAGCCUGGGCGAUGCCCCCCUUCUCUCUGAACUCUUCGCCAUCCUUCGCGAUGUCUGCGUGAAUGUGGCUCGCUUUUCGCUGAGUCGCUGCCGUUUCGAGACCGUUUUCGAACGAAUCCUUGACAGCAGCGAGUCGAAUGGCAGCAAUGGCGUGCACAAGGAUCAGCAGCAGCAGGAUGCCAGGAAGGAUCUGCCAAGCAAAUCCCCUGCUGUCGGUGGCACUCUCGAAACCGGCUAUAUUCAUUGUGGCUAUGAGGAGACAAGAACUUAAACGACUCAGUCAUGCUCCGAUUUUGAAACCAAAAACGACUAAAUUCAAAUUCCAUUUUUUAAUCGAAUAAUCGUUAUUAUUCCGGACUUUUUAGUGUGUUCAAAAUUACAGUUGCAUCAAAACUAAAUUAGAGUAAUUAAGAAAUUAAAAUGACCAUUAAGAAAGCUUAGCAAACCAAAUUAUAUUGUUCUGCUGUUAUAUUCAACUAGACAAAUCAUUUUUUUUGUUUUGUAAACUGAUUUCGGUGUACUACUUGUUAUUAUUUUAUCAAAUAUUGGACGUCAUUUGAAAUAAUUAGGCAGAUAAUAAUAAUUAGAAAUUUAAAAGGCAAAGGAUUUCCCAGAAAAAUUUUAUUUCUAAUAAUUUAGCUGCGUACAUAUUUAAAAAUGCUAGCUUUAUAAUGAAGUUUGAAACUUACUAUUAUCGUGGGUGGAAUAAAUUAGUUUAUAAGUCAUGAAACAUGUUUAUAGCCGACAUAUGCAUAUAGAUUAGUACCCUAAUGCAAUUUUUUUUAAUAGUUAGACCAGUUUUAUGUGAUAAGAUGUGAUAAGUUGGGGCCUACGUGGCAAUAAUUUACUUAAUUCUGGGUGUUCUGUUUAGACAUUAUGAGUCCCUCCCUUGCCCCAAAACAUUAUUUCCAUAGAGCUUUAAUAAAUAUUUACUGUGUGCGUGAAAUGUAA
Drosophila simulans is the source of this 1925-nucleotide messenger RNA. Its product is annotated as nod factor export ATP-binding protein I-like. Lineage: Eukaryota; Metazoa; Arthropoda; Insecta; Diptera; Drosophilidae. The transcript is spliced from 3 exons. The record is from RefSeq and is a predicted model, not a curated record. The coding region runs from base 1 to 1245 and encodes 414 amino acids. Gene Ontology annotation, biological process: lipid transport; transmembrane transport. Gene Ontology annotation, cellular component: intracellular membrane-bounded organelle; membrane. Gene Ontology annotation, molecular function: lipid carrier activity; ATP hydrolysis activity; ABC-type transporter activity.